Neltuma alba is the source of this 1210-nucleotide messenger RNA. RefSeq lists its product as uncharacterized. The transcript is spliced from 8 exons. Bases 79 to 969 code for a protein of 296 amino acids. The record is from RefSeq and is a predicted model, not a curated record. Lineage: Eukaryota; Viridiplantae; Streptophyta; Magnoliopsida; Fabales; Fabaceae.
UCAUGCUUUUUUUCUUCAUGGGGACUUAUUAUUCACUGCUGUAUUGUUCUGUUUCUUUUAGGUUCUCUUCUGUCUGAAAUGGAGUACGAGGGUCACUUCAGACAGGCUCAGAGACCGAAAUACGAUUGCCUUCUUUUUGAUUUAGAUGAUACUUUGUAUCCUCUUAGCACUGGUCUUGCAAAAUCCUGCCUCAAGAACAUCAAAGAUUAUAUGGUUGAGAAGCUUGGCAUAGACAGAAGCAAGAUUGAUGACUUGUCCAACCUUCUGUACAGAAACUAUGGGACAACCAUGGCUGGUCUUAGGGCAAUUGGAUAUGACUUCGACUAUGAUGAAUAUCACAGUUUUGUCCAUGGAAGAUUGCCUUAUGAGAACUUGAAACCAGACCCAGUUCUGAGGAACCUUCUGCUGAGCCUGCCAUAUAGGAAACUGAUAUUCACAAAUGCGGACAAGGUCCACGCAGCGAAGGCACUGAGCAGACUUGGAUUAGAGGAUUGCUUUGAAGGGAUUAUAUGCUUUGAGACCCUCAAUCCCAUCCACAAGAAUAAUGUUACAGAAGAUGAAGAUGAGUUUGAGACCAACACAAGUCCCACAACAAGCAACAAUGGAUCUGAAAUAUUUGACAUUAUAGGCCACUUUGCUCAACCCAAUGCUGACACCUCAGUGUUGCCCAAGACACCAGUCAUCUGCAAACCAUCAGAAAAUGCCAUUGAAUUGGCUCUCAAGAUUGCAAAUCUAAACCCACAAAGAACUUUGUUCUUUGAGGAUAGUGUCCGGAACAUUCAAGCUGGAAAGCGUCUGGGCCUUCACACCGUACAGGUCGGUGCAUCUCAGAGGGCAAAAGGAGCAGAUUAUGCGUUAGAAAGCAUUCAUAACCUUAGGGAGGCAGUGCCUGAGCUAUGGGAAGCUGAUAUAAAAUCAGAAGUUGCAUACCCUGGAAAGCUUGCUGUGGAGACUUCCGUUACUGCCUAAGAAUCAUUCUUCUGUGCAAUCAAAUCUCUUUCUCAGUCAUUGAUCAUGUUAAAAUCAAACCCACCCAAAAAAAAAAAAAAGGGAAAAUCCAACCAUCAGAAGAAAGAAGGAGAAGAAGCCCUUGGAGAUUCCCCAGAUAAUUAUGCCGUAGUAAUCAGUAGAAAAUGAUGUAGAUGCUUUGCUCAGAUUAUAAUAAGUUGAUUAAUAAUAUUCCAAAAUAAGCAAAGUGCUCCUUUCUGGC